GGGGAGCGGGGAGGACCUGAUGGCGGCGGCGGCCCGGAGCUCUCUUCAGAACGAGCUGGGAGGCGGCCCCGGGGCCCGGCGCUGUCGGGCUUGAGGUCGGGACACGCGGAUUCCUGGGCCCAGCCCCGAGGCCCAGUCUAGUCAGCGAGUGGCAGCUCCAACCUAGGGUUCAAGUAAGGGCCUCUCGGGACCGCGUUGGGACAGUUCCUAGAAACGAGUUGGCUAGUUCUUCUUUUUUGUGUGUGUUUAUGCUGAUUCUGUGACUCCUGCCGUAAUGAGUAAAGAAGACACAUCCUCAUUAACUGAUGCUGUAGAGGAAGUCGCAAAACAGCAUCAUUCGCAAACAUCAGAAAUAGAGAAAUACAAAAAACUUCUUCUCCAUUUGCAGAAUGAGCUUCAUGGACUUGAAAAAGAGAGAGCAACUAUUGGUGCGGAAACUAAAGAAACAGAGAGGAAAAUUUAUCAACAAGAUGCUGCCAUAGAGAAUUCUAAACUCCAGUGUAGACUGCUGGAAGCUCAAAUUAAGACCCUGUACACAGAGACUGUAAAGCUUAAAUUUGAUACAGAAACAGCCCAAGAAGAAUUUGAGGAGCAAAUGACAAGACACAAUGCAUAUUAUGAAAAAAUAAAAGCACAUAAAGAUAGCUUAGGGGAGAUAGAAAGCAAAUGGUCAUUUAUGACUGAACUCCAUGAAAAACAAGAUCUCAUAAAAAAACUAAAGAAAAUGAAAGAAGAGCUUACACAUGAUCUCCAAAAUCCACAAGGGAACCACAUAACACAACUACAGGAGGACAUUUCAAAGCUAAAGAAUAAUAUUAUAACUGUAAAAGAAUCUAUUGUUGAAAAAACUUAUUUUCUUGAAGAAGAGAAAAAAACACAUGAAAAGUUACGAAAAGAAAUAGAGGUACAACAUAAGAGAUAUGAUGCAAUUCUUAAGCGUUUACACUGUCAGGUGAACAAGCUUCAGUCAAAUAGACGACAAUGGCAGUGGAACAUCCAGCAACUGGAAAAAACUGUGACUGAACUAAAAAAGUGCAUUGGAAUGAAAAAGUAACAUGUAGGCAGGACAAUGUGGAAUACAGAGCCAACCAACAACACGGUGGGACAGCAUACUGUGAAAAUCCUUUGGACUCUUAACAGCAACCACCCAGAGUAAGAAGCCUGUCUUAAUGACUCCCUGCCUUUUUUUUUCUUUUUCUUCCUUCCUUUCUCUUUCUUUCUCUCUCUUUUUUCUUUCUCUAUAUCUUUCUUGCAUUUUUUUCUGAAUCAGUUAUCCAUUGAUACCUUCCAGUCCUACAGUGGACAGAAUUAAGUAGACAGUAGCAAUGCUUAUGGGAGAAUAUUUAAAUCAAAUGUAUAUUAUACUCAUAAAGGCCUGUUUAUAAUGUUGUCACUACCCUACAAAGUAAAAAUUUAGAAGAAAAG
Molecule: messenger RNA, 1425 nt
Organism: Jaculus jaculus (lesser Egyptian jerboa)
Lineage: Eukaryota; Metazoa; Chordata; Mammalia; Rodentia; Dipodidae
Gene: Ccdc122
Product: coiled-coil domain containing 122
Exons: 5
Coding region: 275-1054 (259 amino acids)
Source: RefSeq, a predicted model, not a curated record